AUGAAUAAGGAAAGUAAAGAAAAUUAUAAAGUAAAUUCUAAAACAAAAAGUUUUGAUAUAGAGUUUUUUACUCCCAAAUCUAAUUUAUCUAUAGAAAGCUUAAAUAGAAAUAUCGCAUUUAAUAAUUUAUUUAACUAUGUUAAUAGAAAUAUUACGAAUUAUAACUCAAAUAAAAAAACUCAUUUAAAAGAUACUGAACAUUAUGAAAAAAAAAGUUAUUAUAAUCUUGAAAAUGAAGAAUAUAAAGAAAAAGAACAAAGUAAAUUAAGUUAUUUAAAGGAGAGUAAAAAAAUAAAAGAGAAAAAUCUAAGAAACAUUGAUACAGAAAAAAUAAAUAAAAAAAGUAGUUACAUUUCAAAGGAUUCUUUUAGAGAAAUAAAUAAGAAAACAUCUAAUACUAAAAGGAAUAAAUACUCCAAAAAAAGAACAUUUUCUGAAUGUACAAGUAUUUUAAAAUUUUUUAAUAAUUUUGAAACGAGUCAAAAGGAAAAAUAUAGUAAUAAUUUGUAUAAUUCUGAUAAAAAUUCAUAUUCAGAAAUAACCACAUACAAUAAAAAGGUUAGAAGCGAACAUUAUGAGAAAAAAAUACCUAACGAAGAAAAAUUUAAAUUAGAAUAUACUUAUAAAAGGAAUGACUACGAAAAAUAUAAUGAUUAUUUAGAAAUAAUAUAUUUAUAUUGCAAAAAAUAUUUUUUAUCAGAGAAAAUGGAAUUUUUUAGCAAUUAUUUAUUCUACAGAGAAGGUAUUCUAAAAAAUUUUAUUUUUUUAAUUGAUUCAUUAUUUUUAAAAAAAAAGUACGUUGAAUUAUUAAACUUAUUAAAGAAAUAUAGGAAUUUGUGGAUAUUUUCAUACAAUAGAAAGCAAUAUAUAAAGAAAAAUAAUUUUUAUAAAAGCAAAAAAAUAAAAAAGAAAAAUAAAUUAAAUAAUAACAAUUGCUUAUGGAGAGAUAACAAUAAUUAUUACAAUAACGAUAAUAGUGAUAUUCUUAAUAUUGGCAUCACUAAAGAAGAUUCAUAUAGAAAUUUAAUAAAAAAAAAUGUAACAAAGACAAAUUAUAAUUAUAGAAAAAAAGAAAAAUACUAUAAAUGUAAAAAUGAAAGAACAAAAAUGGAGAACGUAAAUAGAGAAAUAUUACAUGAUAAAAAAAGAAAAGUAAAUAUUAUGAAUAAAAAAAAAUUUCUAAGAAAGGAGCAUACGAAAUAUGCAAAUAAAACAUGCAAUAAAAUAUAUUGUAUUAGCUAUCUAGCUUUUGUAAAAAUAUUAUCCUUACUCAAAAUGAAAAACCAGAAAUGUCUAAAUAAAUGCUUACAUUUUAUAAGUAGGAUAGAUAAAAAAAUUCUUUUAAAUAAAAAUGCUAAUUAUUUAAUGCAAAUAAUUAUUAAAUUAUAUGAAUUAAAUGGAUUAUAUAACUAUUCAUUAAGAUACUCUAUAUUAUUGUUUUUGAAAUAUCCUAUAUAUCCUCAUAUUAUCCUUAAGUUAUUUAGUUUUUCUAUAUUAUGUUUAAAAGAUGAAAUUCACUUAAUAUUAUUAGCCACUUACCCAAAAAAAAUGAUAUGGCUAAAAUAUUUUCUCUAUUUCAUUUUAUAUUCUGUUAAUCACCAAUUUCAAAAUAAACGAAAUUUUGACAAUGUUUUGUUUUUAAUUGAAAAUGUAAAAAAAAAAAAAAAAAAAUAUAUUAGAAGUUAUGUUUAUGAUGAAUACACAAAUGAAGAUGGAAGAAAAUUAGAGAAAAUUAUUUCAAUGAAAAAUAAUAAAAGUACCAAAAAAAUUAAAAAAAAAGAUAAAGCUUUUAAAAAAAAAAUAGAAGAAGAAUAUAAUGAAGCAAAAAAAAACUUGCAAGAAAAUGAAGAAGGUUAUCUAGGAAUAUCAAAAAUUUUAAAUUGUUCAUAUGAUUAUUUUUUCGAGAGAAAAAAAAAAAAUUCUAGUAUUUGUAUAUAUAAAAAAAUUUUUUUAUAUAAUUCUAUAUAUAAUAAAGUAUCUUUAUAUGACGCUUAUAUAUAUAUUACUAAAAAUAAAUUUUCCAAUUAUUUUCCUAAAUUUUUUUUAUUUUCUAAAUUACAUAUAAUAAUAAAUAUCAAAAGAAGUUUUUAUGAAAAGAAUUAUACGAUGUGCUAUAGUUUAAGUAAAUUAUUAUUAAAUGAUCAUAUAUAUGAAAGUACUGUAAUAACUUUUUUUGUAAAUUCUUCAUAUUUAUUAAACAAGAUUAGCUGCAUAAAGAAAUUAGCAGAUGAAUUAAAAAAAAACAAAAAAUAUAUAUUUUUUUUAUUUAGUAAUGCAGCAUUAUUAUUACAUUUUAAGCAAGUAGAAAGAGCUAUUCAAAUAUAUAAGUAUAUUAUUGAUUCAUAUGAAAAUAUUUUUUCUGAUUUAUAUUUUUUUUCUUUAUUUAAUUUAAUAUAUGCUUUAGAAUUAACCCAAAAAGCUCAUCAAAUAGUUAUUCUUUGUAAAAAUAUGAAUAAGUUAUUUUUCAAUAAUAUCCAUUCAUAUAUAUUACUUUCAUAUUACUAUUAUGUUAAUGAUAUACCUCUUAAAUCAUAUUACUCUCUUAUAAAAGCCUAUAACAUAUAUCAUUAUCAUCCUGAUAUAUAUUAUAUCCUUUCUUUACUAGCAUUAAGAGUUAAAAAGUUUAAAGAAUAUGUUGCUUUCAGUGAAUUAGCUCUUUUUUUCAGUUUAAAAAAAAAAAUAAUUAGAAAUUAUAUUUUUACUUAUAUUUAUAAAAAUCAGCAAAAUUGCAUUCCAAAUUACUUGUUGUAUUAUAAUUUUAAAAUAAUGAAUAACAAUGAGAUGAUAAAAAAUAUAACUUUUAAUAUAGAUAGAUGCCUAUGCUAUUUUUAUUUUGAAAAUUUGAUAAAAUCAUAUGUAACUUUUAAUUUUUGUUCUUAUAAAAGGAAAAACCUUAACUAUCUUAUUCUAGGAGAAAAUUUAUGCAACAUUGCCCUGAAUUUUUUUUACAAUGACUUAAAAUUUCUACACUUUUUACGAUACAUUGAAAAAAUUAAAAAAAAUGAGAAGCAUGUGAAAUUAUCUCUCAAAAAUGUUCCUUAA
Molecule: messenger RNA, 3042 nt
Organism: Plasmodium relictum
Lineage: Eukaryota; Apicomplexa; Aconoidasida; Haemosporida; Plasmodiidae
Product: conserved Plasmodium protein, unknown function
Exons: 4
Coding region: 1-3042 (1013 amino acids)
Source: RefSeq, a predicted model, not a curated record